UGAACCAUUUUUAUAAACGAUUUUAAAUGUGCUCACUUUAAUAAAACAUAUAUUUAAUUCGUGCUUAUUUAGAAAAGAAAAGUUUAAUGGGCCUUUCUUGUACUUAGAUAAUUGUUGCAACUCUGCCCACUACUCUUGGAUCGGGUCUUGGAAAUGCCCACGGCUCAUUCGGUGAGUACGUGUUUUUGUACUUGUAAAAAACACAUCCCAGCAAAUAGUGCAGACCAGUUACAAGAUCAGUUGGACCUACCGAAAUUAGAUACAACACUCAAUAUCUAAUUUUAUUAUUUAAAUCGAUUUCACUUUAUUCAAAACAAAAAGAGGAAAAUAGCAUUCCAGUUACAAAAAAAAAAAAAAGAAAAAAAAAGAGGGAAAUAGCAUUCCGACAUCGUUGCUAAAAAAAAAAAGAACAUUCCGACAUCAUCAUCGGACGAAGCCAUCGCCGUUUAUCAACGACUGAAAUACAGCUUGACGCCGUUAACUUAUCCCUCGAUCUAAUAAACAAUCACUUGACGACGUAAGGGGUUACGCUUGCCGCCUGUCGGUUCGUAAUUGACACAAAUACCCCUCCGUCUCAUAAAAUAAAAUAAAAAAAAACUAAUUGUUUCGCGUCAAUUACAACGCAACAAAGGAAGAACAACAAAUCCCCUCUCUCUCUCUCUCUCUCUCUCUCAAUCGUCCACAUUAUCAUCAUCACCACCACUUACUGUGAGACAUCCUCUCGAUUUUAGUAUUUUCACUAUUGAAAUCUGAAGACACCUCUCAAAUCUAUUCAAUCUGCUUCUUUUCCUCCAAAAGUCUGGAGAAAAAAAGUUUCAUUCUGGGUUUAAUUCUUACUUCUACGAUUUCGUUCUGAGAAUAGGAACAAAUCGUGAUCUCGAUUGAAGGGUCUGUAGUGUUUGAGAUUUUAAGGAUCAUCAUUGCAGAAAGAGAUCAUCUUUCGUCAACCUACCUGCUCAAAUCUAGGUUUCUUAAAGUUCAAUCAAUGGAGGAUUGAUUAGAUUUCAAGGGUUCCAGAUUCGAAUAAUGUACUCGAAGCAGUUCAUCCUCUCCUUCUCCCUCCUCCUCUCCCUCCCAAUCAUCUUCUUCAUCUUCAUCGCCCCACAUGUCUUCCCCUCCCCACCCACCGAGCCCCUCAUCCCAAUCUCCGACGAAAUCUCCGACCAAACCCUCUUCUCCUCCGCCGCCGCCUCGACCUCCCUCUCCCACCUCUCCUCCGGCUACCCAAACCCCAAGCUCAAGAUCGCCUUCCUCUUCCUCACCAACUCCGACCUCCACUUCGCCCCGAUCUGGGACCGAUUCUUCUCCGCACACCCCAAAUCCCUCUACAACGUCUACGUCCACGCGGACCCCUUCGUAAACAUCACGCUCCCCCAAAAAGGCUCCGUCUUUGCAAACGCAUUCAUCGCAAACGCGAAACGCACCGCGCGCGCGUCACCGACGCUCAUCUCCGCGACGCGCCGCCUCCUCGCAACGGCCUUCCUCGACGACCCCGCCAACACUUACUUCGCAGUCCUCUCACAGUACUGCGUCCCUCUGCAUUCCUUCAGCUACGUCUACACCUCCCUCUUCGAAUCCGCAACGUUCGAUAAGUCCGACCCGGAUCCGAGUCCGAGAGGCGUCCGGGUCCUGUUCCGGACCUUCAUCGAGCUCAUCUCCGACGAGCCGAGGCUCUGGAAACGGUACAACGCUCGGGGGAGGUACGCUAUGCUCCCCGAGGUUCCGUUUGAGAAGUUCAGAGUUGGUUCGCAGUUCUUUGUCAUGACGAGGAGACAUGCGUUGUUGACUAUCAAAGAUAGGGUCUUGUGGAGGAAGUUUAAGCUUCCUUGUUAUCGUUCUGACGCUUGUUACCCCGAGGAGCAUUAUUUUCCGACGCUGUUGAAUAUGAAGGAUCCGGAUGGGUGUACUGGGUAUACCUUGACUCAGGUUAACUGGACUGGCACUGUGAAAGGGCAUCCUUAUACUUAUAGACCCAAGGAAGUGGUGCCGGAGUUGAUUAAGAGACUCAGGAGGUCUAGCCACUCGAGUUCUUACCUUUUUGCACGCAAGUUUACCCCUGAUUGCUUGAAGCCGUUGUUGGCUAUUGCGGACUCGGUGAUUUUCAGAGAUUAAGUUUUUGCCGGAAAAAAGUUUUGGUGAUUUCUCGCCUGCAAGCAAGUGGCGUGAGAAAAUUAGAGUACAUUUUUGGACCGGAUGAGUAUUUACGCAGGUGGGUUGAAGAGCAAAAAUCACAUUCAGGAGUAAGAAGAGGCAAGGCGAAACAAUCCUUGGGAGGCUUGAAACAAAAUAAACCAGUUUCAGUGGUACUUCAAGCGCACCCUUGUGAGUUGUUGUCACAUAAUAUAUCACAAGAAAACUAAGAUUAAGCCACUUUGAGAUUAUCCAAGUUGUAAUUUUUAUAAAUUUUUUGGUUCUUUUGGAUCUGGUGCUGUACAUAAGCAGAGAUUUUUUUUACCCCCAAGGUGUGGGGGGUCUGUACCAUUAUGAUUGUGUCAAGGAAAUCUAUGAAGAGAACAUGCUAUUUUCUUGGUU
This is a messenger RNA of Brassica napus (rape), 2532 nucleotides long. RefSeq names its product glycosyltransferase BC10-like. NCBI's taxonomy places the organism in Eukaryota, Viridiplantae, Streptophyta, Magnoliopsida, Brassicales, Brassicaceae. Gene Ontology annotation, molecular function: glycosyltransferase activity. Bases 1027 to 2112 code for a protein of 361 amino acids. Gene Ontology annotation, cellular component: membrane. The record is from RefSeq and is a predicted model, not a curated record. The transcript has 2 exons.